AUGCUGCUGCUGAUGGCUGGAGUUAAGUGGGACAUUAGGGAGAUAAUGUCGCAGCACAACGUGUACGUGGACGUCCUGUUAAAGGUAAUGUGGCAUGUGUGUGUUUUAGUAUGUGUGAAUGUAAUGACUAAAAUGUGGUGAAGGACAUGUACACUACCAGUCAAAAGUUUGAACACACCUACACAUUCAAGGGUUUUUCUUUAUUUUCACAAUUGUUUACAUUGUAGAAUAAUAGUAAAGACAUCAAAGCUAUGAAAUAACACAUAUGGAAUCAUGUAGUAACCAAAAAAGUGUUACACAAAUCAAAAUAUGUUUUAUAUUUGAGAUUCUUCAAAUAGCCACCCUUUGCCUUGAUGACAGCUGUUCAGAGGAGACUGUGAAUCAGGCCUUCAUGGUAGAAUUGCUGCAAAGAAACAACUACUAAAGGAAACCAAUAAGAAGAAGAGACCUGCUUGGGCCAAGAAACACGAGCAAUGGACAUUGGACCAGUGGAAAUGUGUCAUUUGGUCUGGAGUCUAAAUUUGAGAUUUUUGGUUCCAACCGCUGUGUCUUUGUGAGACGCGGCGUGGGUGAAAGAAUGAUCUCUGCAUGUGUAGUUCCCACCGUAAAGCAUGGAGGAGGAGGUGUUAUGGUGUGGGGGUGAUUUGCUGGUGACACUGUCUGUGAUUUAUUUAGAAUUCAAGGCACACUUAACCAGCAUGGCUACCACAGCAUUCUGCAGUGAUACGAGUUCCCAUCUGGUUUGGGCUUAGUGGGCCUAUCAUUUGUUUUUAAACAGGACAAUCACCCAACACACCUGUAAGGGCUAUUUGACCAAGAAGGAGAGUGAUGGAGUGCUGCAUCAGAUGACCUGGCCUCCACAAUCCCCCGACCUCAACCCAAUUGAGAUGGUUUGGGAUGAGUUGGACCGCAGAGUGAAGGAAAAGCAGCCAACAAGUGCUCAGCAUAUGUGGGAACUCCUUCGAGACUGUUGGAAAAGCAUUCCAGGUGAAGCUGGUUGAGAGAAGGCCAAGAGUGUGCAAAGCUGUCAUCAAGGCAAAGGGUGGCUAUUUAAAAAAUCUCCAAUAUAAAAUAUAUAGUGGGGGAAAAAAAGUAUUUAGUCAGCCACCAAUUGUGCAAGUUCUCCCACUUAAAAAGAUGAGAGAGGCCUGUAAUUUUCAUCAUAGGUACACGUCAACUAUGACAGACAAAUUGAGAUUUUUUUUCUCCAGAAAAUCACAUUGUAGGAUUUUUUAUGAAUUUAUUUGCAAAUUAUGUUGGAAAAUAAGUAUUUGGUCACCUACAAACAAGCAAGAUUUCUGGCUCUCACAGACCUGUAACUUCUUCUUUAAGAGGCUCCUCUGUCCUCCACUCGUUACCUGUAUUAAUGGCACCUGUUUGAACUUGUUAUCAGUAUAAAAGACACCUGUCCACAACCUCAAACAGUCACACUCCAAACUCCACUAUGGCCAAGACCAAAGAGCUGUCAAAGGACACCAGAAACAAAAUUGUAGGCCUGCACCAGGCUGGGAAGACUGAAUCUGCAAUAGGUAAGCAGCUUGGUUUGAAGAAAUCAACUGUGGGAGCAAGUAUUAGGAAAUGGAAGACAUACAAGACCACUGAUAAUCUCCCUCGAUCUGGGGCUCCACGCAAGAUCUCACCCCGUGGGGUCAAAAUGAUCACAAGAACGGUGAGCAAAAAUCCCAGAACCACACGGGGGGACCUAGUGAAUAACCUGCAGAGAGCUGGGACCAAAGUAACAAAGCCUACCAUCAGUAACACACUACGCCGCCAGGGACUCAAAUCCUGCAGUGCCAGACGUGUCCCCCUGCUUAAGCCAGUACAUGUCCAGGCCCGUCUGAAGUUUGCUAGAGUGCAUUUGGAUGAUCCAGAAGAGGAUUGGGAGAAUGUCAUAUGGUCAGAUGAAACCAAAAUAUAACUUUUUGGUAAAAACUCAACUCGUCGUGAUUGGAGGACAAAGAAUGCUGAGUUGCAUCCAAAGAACACCAUAACUACUGUGAAGCAUGGGGGUGGAAACAUCAUGCUUUGGGGCUGUUUUUCUGCAAAGGGACCAGGACGACUGAUCCGUGUAAAGGAAAGAAUGAAUGGGGCCAUGUAUCGUGAGAUUUUGAGUGAAAACCUCCUUCCAUCAGCAAGGGCAUUGAAGAUGAAACGUGGCUGGGUCUUUCAGCAUGACAAUGAUCCCAAACACACCGCCCGGGCAACGAAGGAGUUACUUCGUAAGAAGCAUUUCAAGGUCCUGGAGUGGCCUAGCCAGUCUCCAGAUCUCAACCCCAUAGAAAAUCUUUGGAGGGAGUUGAAAGUCCGUGUUGCCCAGCGACAGCCCCAAAUCAUCACUGCUCUAGAGGAGAUCUGCAUGGAGGAAUGGGCCAAAAUACCAGCAACAGUGUGUGAAAACCUUGUGAAGACUUACAGAAAACGUUUGACAUGUGUCAUUGCCAACAAAGGGUAUAUAACAAAGUAUUGAGAAACUUUUGUUAUUGACCAAAUGCUUAUUUUCCACCAUAAUUUGCAAAUAAAUUCAUUAAAAAUCCUACAAUGUGAUUUUCUGGAAAAAAAAUUCUCAUUUUGUCUGUCAUAGUUGACUGAUGAAAAUUACAGGCCUCUCUCAUCUUUUUAAGUGGGAGAACUUGCACAAUUGGUGGCUGACUAAAUACUUUUUUCCCCCACUGUAUUUUGAUUUGUUUAACACUUUUUGGGUUACUACAUGAUUCCAUAUGUGUUAUUUCAUAGUUUUGAUGUCUUCACUAUUGUUCUACAAUUUAGAAAAUAGUACAAAUAAAGAAAAACCCUGGAAUGAGUAGGUGUGUCCAAACUUUUGACUGGUACUGUAUGUGGUGUGAGUGUAUUCCUGAAACUGAUUACUUCUUUAAGGUCAUGUCCGUUAGUCAUGUCGUUGCUGUAAUAAUAAAGAGAUGGAUCAUGGUUCAUGGCUGAUUUUCCUCUGUAUAUAUUUUCUGUAAAAAACCCAAGGAGCUAUAAACUCCACAUAUAGAACGCAUGCUGGCCUCUGGAACAUAGUGGCGGUGUCGCACUGUCAUGUCCAAUGAGUCUAUGUAGAGACCUGACUUGGCUUGACCUGGAAAAUAGGCCUGUCUCCAUACCGAGAUAGAUCAAUAUAAUAAUUCCUGUAAAAUGUAUUUAUUUAUAUAUUUUAAUAUGAUUGAAUAUAUCGUGGAGUUGCAGACCCCUGACCAUAUCAGAUCACACAAAAUACUGUGUUGACAUUACGUCUUAGCAAAGCAUACUGUAACGACCCUAGCCUUUGUAAGUCCAUUACCAUUCUCCUAAGGGAAAUAGCAGUCACUCUCCUGGGGCUGUAGGGUCGGGUGACCCGGGCUCUAACCCCCGCUAGGACGGUACUCUCUUCCACUGUUCGCUACUACAAUAGCAUUAAAUGUUACAUAUCAACCCAACUAAAGAACUAAAGGCACUAGCAUUUACCAUAUAUAUUCUACAGGAUUAUGCAAGGCAUCCUUUAGGACAGGAGCCCUCACACUGUUGAAGAUUGAAUUUACAUUGAGCUUCCCCUGUUCUCAAAGCGCUUUACAUAGUCGACAGACAGUUCAAUCACAGAUGUAAUCUCAUCUACAUUACAUGGCCAAAAGUAUAUGGACACCUGCUCGUCGAACAUCUAAUUCCGAAAUCAAAUCAAAUCAAAUCAAAAUGUAUUUGCCACAUGCGCCGAAUACAACAGGUGUAGACAUUACCGUGAAAUGCUUACUUACAGCCCUUAACCAACAAUGCAUUUAUUUCUUAUUAAAAAAGUCAAAUAAAACAACAACAACAAAAAAGUGUUGAGAAAAAAAGAGCAGAAGUAAAAUAAAAUAACAGUAGGGAGGCUAUAUACAGGGGGGUACCGGUGCAGAGUCAAUGUCCGGGGGCACCGGCUAGUUGAGGUAGUUGAGGUAAUAUGUACAUGUGGGUAGAGUUAAAGUGACUAUGCAUAAAUAAUUAACAGAGUAGCAGCAGCGUAAAAAGAUAGGGUGGGGGUGCAAAGAGUCCGGGUAGCCAUGAUUAGCUGUUCAGGAGUCUUAUGGCUUGAGGGUAGAAGCUGUUGAGAAGCCUUUUGGACCUAGACUUGGCGCUUCGGUACCGCUUGCCGUGCGGUAGCAGAGAGAACAGUCUAUGACUAGAGUGGCUGGAGUCUUUGACAAUUUUGAGGGCCUUCCUCUGACACCGCCUGGUAUAGAGGUCCUGGAUGGCAGGAAGCUUGGCCCCAGUGAUGUACUGGGCCGUACGCACUACCCUCUGUAGUGCCUUGCGGUCGGAGGCCGAGCAGUUGCCAUACCAGGCAGUGAUGCAACCAGUCAGGAUGCUCUCGAUGGUGCAUCUGUAUAACUUUUUGAGGAUCUGAGGACCCAUGCCAAAUCUUUUCAGUCUCCUGAGGGGGAAUAGGCUUUGUCGUGCCCUCUUCACGACUGUCUUGGUGUGUUUGGACCAUGAUAGUUUGUUGGUAAUGUGGACACCAAGGAACUUGAAGCUCUCAACCUGUUCAACUACAGCCCCGUCGAUGAGAAUGGGGGCGUGCUCAGUCCUCUUUUUUUUCCUGUAGUCCACAAUCAUCUCCUUUGUCUUGAUCACGUUGAGGGAGAGGUCUCUGACCUCCUCCCUAUAGGCUGUCUCAUCGUUGUCUGUGACCUGCUUAAAAGUCUUACUCACAUCGGCUACGGAGAGCGUGAUCACAUAGUCAUCCGCAACAGCUGGUGCUCUCAUGCAUGCUUCAGUGUUACUUGCCUCGAAGCGAGCAUAGAGGUGGUUUAGCUCGUCUGGUAGGCUUGUGUCACUGGGCAGCUCGCGGCUGUGCUUCCCUUUGUAGUCUGUAAUAGUUUUCAAGCCCUGCCACAUCCGACGAGCGUCAGAGCCAGUGUAGUACGAUUCUUAUAUGCGUCCGGGUUGGAGUCCCACUCCUUGAAAGCGGCAGCUCUACCCUUUAGCUCAGUGCGGAUGUUGCCUGUAAUCCAUGGCUUCUGGUUGGGGUAUGUACGUAUGGUCACUGUGGGGAAGACGUCAUCGAUGCACUUAUUGAUGAAGCCAGUGACUGAUGUGAUGUACUCCUCAAUGCUAUCUGAAGAAUCCCGGAACAUGUUCCAGUCUGUGCUAGCAAAACACUCCUGUAGCUUAGCAUCUGCGUCAUCUGACCACUUUUCUAUUAUCCGAGUCACUGGUGCUUCCUGCUUUAGUUUUUGCUUAUAAGCAGGAGUCAGGAGGAUAGAGUUAUGGUCAGAUUUGCCAAAUGGAGGACGAGGGAGAGCUUUGUAUGCGUCUCUGUGUGUGGAGUAAAGGUGGUCUAGAGUUCUUUUUCCCUCUGGUUGCACAUUUAACAUGCUGGUAGAAAUUAGUUAGAACGGAUUUAAGUUUCCCUGCAUUAAAGUCCCCGGCCACUAGGAGCGCUGCCUCUGGAUGAGCGUUUUCCUGUUUAGUUAUGGCCAGCUCAUUGAGUGCAAUCUUAAUGCCAGCAUUGGUUUGUGGUGGUAAAUAGACAGCUAUGAAAAAUAUAGAUGAAAACUCUCUCGGUAAAUAGUGUGGUCUACAGCUUAUCAUAAGGUACUCUACCUCAUGCGAGCAAAACCUAGAGACUUCCUUAGUAUUUGAUUUUGUGCACCAGCUGUUGUUUACAAAUAUACACAGACAGCCACCCCUUGUCUUACCGGAGUCAGCCGUACUAUCCUGCCGAUGUAGCGUAUAGCCCGCUAGCUGUAUGUUGUCCAUGUCGUCGUUCAGGCACGACUCAGUGAAACAUAAGAUAUUACAGUUUUUUAUGUCCCGUUGGUAGGAUAAGCGUAAUCGUAGUUCAUCUAAUGAUUGAAGAUUGGCUAAUAAGAUUGAUGGAAGAGGCAGUUUACUCGCUCGCCGUCGGAUCCUUACGAGGCAUCCCGACCUACGUCCACGAUAUCUCCGUCUCUUUCUCCUGCGAAUGACGGGGAUUUGGGCCUUGUCGGGUGUCUGUAGGAUAUCCUUUGCGGCAGCCUCGUUGAAGAAAAAAUAUUAGUCCAAUACGAGGUGAGUAAUUGCUGUCCUGAUAUCCAGAAGCUCUUUUUGGUUAUAAGAGACGAUGGCAGAAACAUUAUGUACAGAAUAAAUUAAAAAUAACGCGAAAAAACACACAUAAUAGUACAAUUGGUUAGAGGGCUGUAAAACGGCAGCCAUCUUCUCCGGCAUUAAUAUCCAGUUGGUCCCCCGUUUGCUGCCAUAACAGCCUCAACUCUUCUGGGAAGGCUUUCCACUAGAUGUUGGAACAUUGCUGCAGGGACUUGCUUCCAGUACAUCACUGGAGAGCAUUAGUGAGGUCGGGCACUGAUGUUGGGCUAUUAGGCCUGGCUCGCAGUAGGCGUUCCAAUUAAUCCCAAAGGUGUUUGAUGGGGUUGAGGUCAGGGCUCUGUGCGGGCCAGUCAAGUUCUUCCACACCGAUCUUGACAAACCAUUUCUGUAUGGACCUCGCUUUGUGCUUAGGGGCAUUGCCAUGCUGAAACAAGAAAGGGCCUUCCCCAAACUGUUGCCACAAAGUUGGAAUCGUCUAGAAUGUCAUUGUGUGCUGUAGCGUUAAGAUUUCCCUACACUGGAACUAAGGGGCCUAGCCCGAACCAUUUUAAAACAGCCCCAGACCAUUAUUCCUCCUCCACCAAACUUUAAAGCUGGCACUAUGCAUUCGGGCAGGUUGCGUUCUCCUGGCAUCCGCCAAACCCAGAUUCGUCCAUCGGACUGCCAGAUGGUGAAGCGUGAUUCAUCACUGUGGUCCUCUGUAGCUCAAUUGGUAGAGCACGGCGCUUGUAACGCCAAGGUAGUGGGUUCGAUCCCCGGGACCACCCAUACACAAAAAAAUGUAUGCACGCAUGACUGUAAGUCGCUUUGGAUAAAAGCGUCUGCUAAAUGGCAUAUUAUAUUAUUAUAUUAUAGAACAUGUUUCCACUGCUCCAGAGUUCAAUGGUGGCGAGCUUUACACCACUCCAGCCGACGCUUCGAAUUGCACAUGGUGAUCUUAGGCUGCUCGGCCAUGGAAACCCAUUUCAUGAAGCAGUUAUUGUGCUGACGUUGCUUCCAGAGGCAGUUUGGAACUCGGUAGUGAGUGUUGCAGACGAUUUUUACGUGCUUCGCGCUUCUGCACUCGGCGGUCCCGUUCUGUGAGCUUUGUGGCCUACCACUUCGCGGCUGAGUCGUUGUUGCUCUUAGACGUUUCCACUUCACAAUAACAACAUUUACAGUUGACAGGGGCAGCUCUAGCAGGGCAGAGAUUUGAUGAACUGACUUGUUGGAAAGGUGGCAUCCUAUGACAGUGCCACGUUGAAUGUCACUGAGCUCUUCAGUCCGGGCUACUGCCAUUUUUUGUCUAUGGAGAUUGCAUGGCUGUGUGCUCGAAUUUAUACACCAGUCAGCAACGUUUGUGGCUGAAAUAGCCAAAUCCUCUCAUUUGAAGGGGUGUCCACAUACAGUGAGGGAAAAAAGUAUUUGAUCCCCUGCUGAUUUUGUACGUUUGCCCACUGACAAAGAAAUUAUCAGUCUAUAAUUUUUAAUGGUAGGUUUAUUUGAACAGUGAGAGACAGAAUAACAACAAAAAAAUCCAGAAAAAAGCAUGUCAAAAAUGUUAUAAAUUGAUUUGCAUUUUAAUGAGGGAAAUAAGUAUUUGACCCCCUCUCAAUCAGAAAGAUUUCUGGCUCCCAGGUGUCUUUUUUACAGGUAACGAGCUGUGAUUAGGAGCACACUCUUAAAGGGAGUGCUCCUAAUCUCAGUUUGUUACCUGUAUAAAAGACACCUGUCCACAGAAGCAAUCAAUCAAUCAGAUUCCAAACUCUCCACCAUGGCCAAGACCAAAGAGCUCUCCAAGGAUGUCAGGGACAAGAUUGUAGACCUACACAAGGCUGGAAUGGGCUACAAGACCAUCGCCAAGCAGCUUGGUGAGAAGGUGACAACAGUUGGUGUGAUUAUUCGCAAAUGGAAGAAACACAAAAUAACUGUCAAUCUCCCUCGGCCUGGGGCUCCAUGCAAGAUCUCACCUCGUGGAGUUGCAAUGAUCAUGAGAACGGUGAGGAAUCAGCCCAGAACUACACGGGAGGAUCUUGUCAAUGAUCUCAAGGCAGCUGGGACCAUAGUCACCAAGAAAACAAUUGGUAACACACUACGCCGUGAAGGACUGAAAUCCUGCAGCGACGCAAGGUCCCCCUGCUCAAUAAAUCACAUAUACAGGGCCGUCUGAAGUUUGCCAAUGAACAUCUGAAUGAUUCAGAGGAGAACUGGGUGAAAGUGUUGUGGUCAGAUGAGACCAAAAUGGAGCUCUUUGGCAUCAACUCAACUCGCCGUGUUUGGAGGAGGAGGAAUGCUGCCUAUGACCCCAAGAACACCAUCCCCACCGUCAAACAUGGAGGUGGAAACAUUAUGCUUUGGGUGUGUUUUUCUGCUAAGGGGACAGGACAACUUCACUGCAUCAAAGGGACGAUGGACGGGGCCAUGUACCGUCAAAUCUUGGGUGAGAACCUCCUUCCCUCAGCCAGGGCAUUGAAAAUGGGUUGUGAUGGGUAUUCCAGCAUGACAAUGACCCAAAACACACGGCCAAGGCAACAAAGGAGUGGCUCCAGAAGAAGCACAUUAAGGUCCUGGAGUACUAAGUCAUGUUUUGCAGAGGGGUCAAAUACUUAUUUCCCUCAUUAAAAUGGAAAUCAAUUCAUAACAUUUUUGACAUGCGUUUUUCUGGAUUUUUUUGUUGUUAUUCUGUCUCUCACUGUUCAAAUAAACCUACCAUUAAAAUUAUAGACUGAUCAUGUCUUUGUCAGUGGGCAAACGUACAAAGUCAGCAGGGGAUCAAAUACUUUUUUUCCCUCACUGUGUAUUUUAGUUAAGCUAGACCACAUGACUAUUUUGUAGCAUCUUGAAAAUGGAUUGGUACUACUAUUUCAAUGUGUUUGUUUGUCUGCAGUACACGGGCAGGUUGCCCAGUUGGACAGCUGUGUGUCUAUACCACAGUAGUUCAGGUUAAGUGCUGUUCUUAUGAAUCCCACAGUAGAGCACACUUACAGUAUCUCAUGGGAAACCAGCUAGUCACCACACAUCCCCCUAACAUGGCCAUCUCUCUCCUAUUCCCCCUAUGAACAUUCAAAUGCACUGCAGGAAGAAAAAUAUCCCAAAUACUUUUUGUAGUUGCAAUGGCGAAACAAUUUUUUUCUUCAGUGAGGCUCCCUGGAUAGGAACUAAAGAUGACACCUCUCAUUUGAUACUGUCUAUUGGAAAUGUAUUUGAAAUGCAGUGAGAUCUUUCAAAUAUGGAUUAUUUUUUAAACCAAAUUUUCAGGUGAUUCCGGAAGCACAAGGUCAUCGACUUUUCAUCUCUUUCAACAUGUCAAGAUCUUUGUUUAAAGUUUCCUCUUCUUAUUCUCCUAAUCACUCCUAGAGGUCUUCCGAUAUCAAUUAUUUGCCAGUUAGGGUUUGAAUAAUUCAUAUAAUGGAAGAAGUUUGGGGAGUUUAAUGCAGAUUCAGGAAGCGAAGUUUGAGGUUUGUUAAGGAAAGGUGAGUUUCUUAGGUCCCCUGCUGUAACUAUCUCCAGGCUUAAAGUUCUCUUCCCAAAUGAGUAUCAAAUCGUUAUUCAUUCCUUCCACUUAUCCCAUCAUACAUUUUGAAUGGGGACGUGUGGCUCAGCGUGGCAUGAUGAGCAUGAAGCCGGAGCAUACGGAGAGAGAGGGCUCUAGUGUUGAGGAACAGAUGGGGGUUUUGCAGUGGAAGCGUGACCGUGGUCCUUAUUUGCGAGCCAGAAGCCAAGAGAAUCCCCCAAAUAUGCAUAAACAUGUCUGUCUGAUCAGCCAUAGCUUUAAAUCCUGAACCACGUCGAGCAAACCACCGCACAUCCUCCAAUUCUAAUGAACAACUCAGGCUCACCUUUCUGGAUCCAUGGAUCGGCAAGCUGGAAGACGGCUCUCUGUGAGCAUUAUUAAGCUGCUUUAAGCCAAACUCAUUUUGUUUAAGCCAAAUAGUCAGAGGAAAAGUGUCUGCCUCACUGGCUUGAUUUAAACAUAUUGCCAUGUCUUUCAACAAGUUAUUAGGUAGAAAAGUAUUACUAUUUCUAUUUCACUGAGAGUAACUGUCAGGUUGAAAUGUAUGCUGCUCAUCCAAUCUUUUUCUGAGUAUGGUAGAGGUGUGCAGGUCAGCUGUUUGUUCGCCCGCCCGCAAUUGCUAAUAACCCAUCCACAACCGCCCGACUAUAUGUGAUAAAGUGAAAAUCUGAGGCCUGCACCCAACCCUCACCCGCUAAUAUAGAAAAUGUGCUGUAGGCUACAGUCACAGACGGCGGAACAAUUUUUGGACAGGGGGUGCAGAAUUGAUUUUGCCUGAUUUAAAUGUUUCUGCUUAUAAUUUCCGACAUUUUGGUAGGCUAUUUGUUAGUCAACUUGUCUAUAAUUAGAUACAUGCAGCUUCUCUUCUGUCAUUAUGUGUUGCCCCAGAAGACUAAGUAAACCCUUGCUCACCAGAAUAAUGUCCGAAAGACAUCAGUUUGACCGGUUGUAAGGAAAUAGAAAGCUGUGAAAACGACCCAACAUGUUUCUGAUAUGAUUUCAGUUUGGCUUGGAUGCAUAUUUUAUAUGGUUGAAGUGCUAUCAGCUUUUAUGAUGCUGAUAAAGAUAGCACCUCUACAGACGGUCCCUAACUGCACAUUCACAUUCUCUCAAGAUCUGAAAUAAAUAAAUAAUGUUACUGCAAGAAAUGCAGGAGUUAAUAUUAAGGCUAUGUGAGAGGUUAUAGACCUACAGUCUGUGUCCAGAUUUCAGUUUCCAUUUAACCCAUCUGAACAGUAGGCUACAGUUCCCUUGAUGUGCCAUAGGCCUAUUUGAAGUCCUGUCUUGUGACUGUAAAUUGUGUACAGAGCCUCACAAUCAUCACACGACAUUCACUGCUAUCAUCCUGUUUUACCACUUCGCCAAAUCUUUCCCAAACGUGACUUUUCUGUCCCUCCCUUCUCUUUAUUUACAACUCUCCUUUCACAGCUUUUCUUUUGUCUUUUUGAAUUAAACUCUGACCUUUCUUCCUCCGUGGAUCGAUGUAAUCUUUUUCUGCCCGUUCCUAAAAGCAUUUGGCGGUUGGCGUGUAGGUUAUUCGGUGCACGUACAGUUGGGCCUUAAAGUUUAGGCUUACGCACUUAUGCCAGAUAGCCUAAAAUAAUGAAAGAACAACCUCAAUGUAGCCUAUAGAUAUAAAUUGCACAAUAAUUAUACAUUUAUGGAUUUUUUUAAGGUAUUGUUUUCUCUAUAUUCAACCCGCCCUUCAUCCACACGCCCUUUAUUCACACAACAUUUAAUGACCCUAAACCCGCCCACCCUGUGGAUAUAAGCACAGGGACUGCGGGUUAUGAGUCAACCCAUGCAUCACUAUAGUAUGGUUUAUGAUUAACAAGUUAUUGAUACAGGGUUGUAUUGUAUAGGAGAUGAUGUACCGUGUAGGAGAAUGUUGUAUUCAUGAGUUUGUGUUGAAUAUUAGGAUCCAAUAAUGGCAUAUAUUUGCAUUUAGAUUGGAAAUUGUUGUAGGGGCACUGACAUUGUCUCAUUUACAAACCAGGCUAUUCAAAAUGUGAGCGUUUGAUGGCACAUAAUUGUUGUUUGAAAAGACAUUCAAUUCAGUCCUUGUUUACUUUCAGGAAACCUAUUUUUACAUUUGUGACUGUAUGAUGAAAUUCUGAUGCAUAUGAUUUCUCCUGGUGAAUUAUGCCAGUUAGAUGCAAUACCUUAUCAUGUACAACCUCUUUAGUGAAAAAUGUGUUACCUUAAUUUCCCUUUACGGUGUUGUGCAGUUUGCCAGCAUGAACCACUACACCGUUCACCAUAAUUACCUCCAUUCAUUUCUAAUUGAAAAAAAACAUUUUGAAGGAUCGCUGGCCGUUUUCUGACUCCCCGUCUGUACUAUUGGGGCUUUUGCAUCAACAACAAACAAGGUGUAAGAACACGGUGGUACAUGUAGCUUCCGUCUAAAAAGCAACAUAUAUUUUUUGGGGUGAAAUGAAAUAAAAGAGAAAAAGUCCUGACCAGCUGAAUCAACACGUCCAUGACUGAUGUGUCUCUGCUACUCAUGUUGGAAUGUAGCGCAGCCAGCAGCUGUCUUGUAUGUCAAGGGGGAGUAUGUGAGGGAUGAAAGGUUGCAUGGAUGUCUGCUCAGCUGUGUUAACGAGAGCGCAUGUCAAAUCAAAUCAAAUCGAAUUGUAUGGCCACAUGCGCCGAAUACAACAGGUGCAGACAUUACAGUGAAAUGCUUACUUACAGCCCUUAACCAACAGUGCAUUUAUUUUUAAUAAAAAAGUAGAAUAAAACAAAAAAAGUGUUGAGAAAAAAAGAGCAGAAGUAAAAUAAAAUAACAGUAGGGAGGCUAUAUAUACAGGGAGGUACCGGUGCAGAGUCAAUGUGCGGGGGCACCGGCUAGUUGAGGUAGUUGAAGUAAUAUGUACAUGUGGGUAGAGUUAAAGUGACUAUGCAUAAAUAAUUAAGAGUAGCAGCAGCGUAAAAAGAUGGGGUGGGGGGGGGCACUCCGGUACCGCUUGCCGUGCGGUAGCAGAGAGAACAGUCUAUGACUAGGGUGGCUGGAGUCUUUGACAAUUUUGAGGGCCUUCCUCUGACACCGCCUGGUAUAGAGGUCCUGGAUGGCAGGAAGCUUGGCCCCAGUGAUGUACUGGGCCGUACGCAUUAUCCUCUGUAAUGCCUUACGGUCAGAGGCCAAGCAGUUGCCAUACCAGGCGGUGACGCAACCAUUCAGGAUGCUCUCGAUGGUGCAGCUGUAGAAUCUUUUGAAGAUCUGAGGACCCAUGCCAAAUCUUUUCAGUCUCCUGAGGGGGAAUAGGCUUUGUCGUGCCCUCUUCACGACUGUCUUGGUGUGUUUGGACCAUGAUAGUUCGUUGGUGAUGUGGACACCAAGGAACUUGAAGCUCUCAACCUGUUUCACUACAGCCCCGUCGAUGAGAAUGUCGACUAACGUUAUUCACCAGCUCAGCUGUAGAACUGGCCGAUAGCUCAUCAACACACAAAAUACAAAGUACAAUCAACAAUACUAAUGAAAGUAUCUCUGCUUUAAAAUAUAGCUACCUAGACUUCAGUAGACAUGACACUUUGGGCAUAAUGAGAAGUCGUGAAACCCCCAAUGAUGUCUUUGUAAUAUAUUUAUCAGUGGACCAAAAAUGUUAAUAAAAAAAACGAACUGAAUGUUAUGGUUUUUCUAUUCCUCAGGAGUUUGAGGAGUUAAGCAAGAGGCUGGGUGAUGUGUCCAGACACGUCCAGAUCCCUCUGCCUGUGUCUAACGUCCUGUGGGAACACUGCAUCCGUCUGGCCAACAGGACUCUGGUGGAAGGGUAAGUUGUUUACUUGAAUGUACAAAAUACAGUGACUGAAUUCUACAUUAAAACAGGAAUCACCAGAGAGGCCAGAAGGCUUCAGACGAUGGAGGACCAGCUCCUACAUCCUUACUUUGACUUAUAAAAUACUUUCAUUGAUUUCUAGAUAAAAACACUUUUUCAGCAGAUAUACUGCAGCCUUCAUCAAGGGGCUGAGUGGGGGCUGAUGCGUCAUGUUAUUCCAAUUAAUAAAAACUUUCCAAAAUAGUAAAUAUGUCUCUCUGUACCCACCUGCAGUUUAUGUGAUAGUAUAUUUCAAAGAUAAGAAUCAGGUACUUUAUUUUAUUUUUUAUAAAUGCUUUUUAUGUGAGCAGCAUAAAGCUGCUGACUAGUUGUAAUGCCAGCAAAUAUCUGAUGAUAAGCACAGCAGGAAAAAGUAUAUCUGUGAACACAAACCUACUGCUCAUUCAAUUAUAGUUUAUAGCGAUAGUUCAUCACUCAGGGAUAUGCUAAUAUGUACCUGUGGAAUACAGGGAUUUACUGCCAGUGGAUUUGAGAGGUGUGGACAUUUUAGCUGCCUCGUUCAUCUCUUAUUUUGACGUCUUUCGUCUUUUUGGUCGAGGGGCCCGUUCCUUGCUCCCGGGGUACACUCGUAAAUAUCAGCUGGUACGCAUGUCAUAGGCUGAAUACCUCAAGUGAGUUAUUGAAUAAGGCCGGAUUGGAGCCCCUGUCGUCUCCCGCAGUAAGGUACGACCACAAGCUGCUUCGAGCCAGAACAUCGAUCAAGAAAAGUUAUUUACUUUCCCCCACUCUUUUUUUUCUUCUCAAGGUUUAAACAUCCUCUUGAUGGAACAUCUGCUUGUCAUAAAUACAAAAUAAAAAAAAUUAGAGUACCGCAAAGGAACGUGCUGAUUGCCUAGAAAAGCACUCAAGACAUGAGUGUUCCCAGCUUUUCUCCAGCUUUCUCUCAGACAUUCUCCUGAGACAACUCCUCUUCAGUCCUCUCUGUGCCUCCUUCUCCCCAACCACAACAUCAUCCCAGGACUGUUAUACGUUCUGUUAAAGAGACCCCACAGGGAACAUGUCUGACACAAGGCUGGCCUGAGUCUCCUCUAAACACUUGGCACAUCCGAAAUGGCUCCCAUAACCACCUGCUCCACCCCCAUCUCCCUCGCUAGUCAGUCAAAGGUUUGGGGCCUGAAAGGGACUAAUGCAUUUCCCCUCAAAUCAGCACUUUUACCCUUUCUUUCUUUCUCUGCACAAUGCAUUAUUCAUAGUGGUGUGUGUGCGUGUGCGUGUGUGUGUGUGCGUGCGUGCGCAUGGGUGUGCGCGUGUGAAAGCAUGUGUGAAAUAGAAGUACUGGCUGGCAGAGUUUGAUACGGCCAGGUGAGAUCCCCUUUAGACCAGAGAGACAUGGCAUUAAAGGGGGGGGGUUGGGAAAAGAUGCCCAAAGGUGUACAACUAACAUGUAAUAAACUGAACAGGGUCCUCUUCAUUCUCUCCUUCACACAUCAUCAUGGACAUGAUCUGUGUAUCAGUAUUAGACCUAUGGAGCUCCUUCACAAGAGUCUGCCUCUCUCAGCUCUCAGUCUUUCCCUCUCAGCUGCCCAUCCCAGACUGAGAUUAGUCUAGUCUCUGGUAUUCCCUUCCCUCUGUAUCCCCAAGUUCCUGGUCUGACUGAGGCUGCGUCCCAAAUGACUAUAUAGUAAUUCCCUAUAUAGUGCACUAUAAAGGGAAUAUGGUGCAAUUUGGGACGCAGCCUGAGUGUCACGGUACUGUGCCUCCUAUCACCUCCUUCCUUCCACUAUGAUAGAGUGGCCAGGCGUUGUCUGUUUGUCUUGCUCGCUGACUUGUUUGCUGUGUUUGUUACAGUAUCUUCGUCUCCUACUCCCAACUGGACUCCUCAGAGAGGAGAUAGAGCCUCUUGACAGUCUGACUCACCACUCACUGUCUCACCCCGGGGACUCUGACAACCUCAGAGAGAGAAGGAUGAAGGAAGGGAGGGAGGUAUAGAUGUAGGGAGGUGAGGAGGAGAUAAAGAGGGGGAGAGAUAAAGAGUGAGAGGAGAGAAAGGUAGACUGGCAGGAUCUAUCUUCACCUGAAAGCAAUAACAGCUCUGUCAGGACCAGAACAAAUAUGGAUGUCAGCAGCCACUGAUCUGGUGGACGUGGUUCCACAACGAUACACACACACACACACACAGACACACACACACACACACACACACACACACACACACACAACGGAACAGUCAGAUGUGACGGGCACUCCAACUGAGGACCCUCAAAUCUAGACCCCCACACGCUGUGAAGAGAGUUUGUGAAGUUAUCAAGUGAACAAUGAAUAUAAAAUGUUUACUUGUUGGCUUUUUUUUUUUUUUUACAAAACAAACCCUUCAACUGUCUGAGACAAAAGAUGCCAUGAAGAAAACUGUCUGAGCAGAAUUAAGAGUUAUUAGAUUUAUUAACUCUGUCGAUUUCAUAUUUUCUCCUUUGACAUUUUUGUUUUUAAUUCUUGUGCCUUGGGCAUCAAGGAUACAAAUGUCAUGUUUUUAGAACGGCGCUAAUAAACAACUCUGGAUUCUGAAACUUCUGUCAACAAAAAGUCAACUUCUGUAUCUUAUUCUGAACUACUGUCUGGCAGAAAUAAAAAGUCAACAAAAAGUCAACUUGUGUUGUCCUGUUCCGUCCUGUAGCUAUGGUAACGUAAAGAAGUGCAGUAACGAGGGUCGGGCCCUGAUGCAGCUGGACUUCCAGCAGUUCCUGAUGAAGCUGGAGAAGCUGACAGACAUGAGGCCCAUCCCUGACAAGGACUUUGUGGAGACCUACAUCAAGGCCUACUACCUGACAGAGAAUGACAUGGAGCAGUUUAUCAAGAACCACAGGGUGAGGAACACUCAAGGCAGCUUUGGAGUUAUCAUAAUAAUUAUUCACUCAGUCUGCUCAAUGUGCUUCCAUUAAUUCUACAAUGUGUAGCACAAACCUGGGUUUGUGCAUUGAAAACUGCAAUAGUUAAACACAGUUACAAUAGCCAGCUGUGACGUAAGACUAAAGACUAUCUGAGACUGAAGACUAUCUGAGACUGAAGACUAUCUGAGACUGAAGACUAUCUGAGACUGAAGACUAUCUGAGACUGAAGACUAUCUGAGACUAAAUACUAUCUUAGACUGAAGACUAUCUUAGACUAAAGACUAUCUGGGACUGAAGACUAUCUGAGACUAAAGACUAUCUGAGACUGAAGGCUGUCUGUCCAUAAUAUGUGUGCGUCUGUCUGUCCCACAAGGAGUACUCCAUGAAGCAGCUGACCAACCUGGUGAACGUGUGUCUGGGCUCUCACAUCAACAAGAAGGCCCGGCAGAAACUCCUGGCAGCCAUCGACGACAUCGACAGACCAAAGAGAUAG
This is a messenger RNA of Coregonus sp. 'balchen', 16689 nucleotides long. The record is from the annotation of a GenBank genome assembly. Lineage: Eukaryota; Metazoa; Chordata; Actinopteri; Salmoniformes; Salmonidae.